This is a messenger RNA of Amborella trichopoda, 1206 nucleotides long. RefSeq names its product putative CCR4-associated factor 1 homolog 10. NCBI's taxonomy places the organism in Eukaryota, Viridiplantae, Streptophyta, Magnoliopsida, Amborellales, Amborellaceae. The record is from RefSeq and is a predicted model, not a curated record. Gene Ontology annotation, molecular function: poly(A)-specific ribonuclease activity; nucleic acid binding. Gene Ontology annotation, cellular component: CCR4-NOT complex.
UGAUCUGGCACCAGAAAUAUAUCCAAGAUUUCCUAUCAUCAAAUCCUCGUGCGAAAUUUAGACGCAAUAAUUUGCAGUGAGACAAAGAGUUCGAGAAAGAAGAGACCGCCUUCCAAUAACUAAUUUCCAGUAAAACAAAAGAGUAAAGAGCGAGACAGACACCUUCAGCUUCAUCCAAAACCAUCCCUAUAAUCCAUACCCUUCCAUCGCCCCUCCAAAACCUACCACCAAUUCCACCCCAAAAUCUCUUAUCUGCUGAGAACUGCAUUCCAUGCAUGGAAUCUAAGAAGAACAACCCACCGAUUGAGAUCCGCGAGGUUUGGGCCGAAAAUCUGGAAGAGGAAUUCGCACUCAUUACUGAUCUUGUGGAUCGUUUCCCUUAUGUGGCUAUGGACACUGAAUUUCCCGGUGUUGUGUUCAAACCAUCAACGACAUAUGAGACAUAUUCUGAUUUUCUGUACCAAACCCUCAAGGUAAACGUAGAUGCUCUCAAUCUCAUCCAAGUUGGUCUCACCUUUGCUGAUUCAACAGGAAAUCUUCCUGAUUUGGGGACUGAUUCUCAAUUUAUUUGGCAAUUUAAUUUCAAGGAUUUUGAUCUCUCUAAACACCUAUACUCUCCUGCCUCAAUCUCUCUACUAGAGAAGCAUGGGAUUGAUUUCAAAAAGAAUUUGACGGCCGGGAUUGACUCCAAGCAGUUCACCGACCUCCUGAUGAGGUCGGGUGUGAUGUGCAAUCAUAGGGUGACGUGGGUGACCUUCCAUAGUGCAUAUGACUUUGGAUAUCUAUUGAAACUAUUGACGUGUGCAGAGAUGCCUGGUGAACUGGAACUCUUCUUAGCCAUGGUUAAGGCCUACUUUGGAGAGAUCUAUGAUUUGAAAUACAUGAUGAAAUAUUGCGGGGGCUUGUAUGGUGGGCUCGCCAGGCUAGCUGAAGCAUUGAACGUGGACCGAGCCGUGGGUUCCUGCCACCAAGCCGGGUCCGAUAGCUUGCUCACUUGGCAUGCUUUUGUGGCGUUGAGGGAUAGGUUCUUCGGGGGAGUUACUGAGCCUUAUGCAGGGGUUCUCUAUGGCCUUGAAAACUACUGACUCUUGGGGUUCUCUAUGGCCUUGAGACCCAGUGACUGUUGCUUUUUCUGUCUUUCUUGCCGAUAUGUAAUUUAAUUUUUUGAUAGUGCCGAUAUGUAACAAUUCAUUCAAUUUGUUGAUA